AUGACAGUAACAUUUGAUAAGAUUGACCCUGAAGAGGAAGAAGACCGUACCAACCGUGGUUACGAACAUCGCAAGGACUUGGUGCGCGGGAUCAAGUUUCAAAAGGAGAAUGAUGAAAUGUUGAAAGAGGCCCGAUUGGAAUGUGGAUACGAUUGGCUUCGUGAUGAAUCCAGGGCCUUGGUAAAUAUUCAAUCCUUGGAUUUUGGCGUCCGCAUGAGCGUUCAUGGCUUUUUGGCUUUGUUCUACAAGGAGACCUGCGGCAAAGAGGAAGAAGAUUUGGCCAAGCUUUGGGAGUACUUUGCAAAGACACCCAUGGAGAAGGAUAACUUGAGUCCCAAGUUGCAAGAUUUUCUAUCAUUAAUUGCCCAGUUGGUCGGGAAUGAUCCACGACCUCCCAAAGUUGGGGCUGUUGCCACUGAUUAA
This is a messenger RNA of Cylindrotheca closterium, 423 nucleotides long. The record is from the annotation of a GenBank genome assembly. NCBI's taxonomy places the organism in Eukaryota, Bacillariophyta, Bacillariophyceae, Bacillariales, Bacillariaceae.